Messenger RNA from Rhopalosiphum maidis (corn leaf aphid), 2970 nucleotides. RefSeq lists its product as uncharacterized. NCBI's taxonomy places the organism in Eukaryota, Metazoa, Arthropoda, Insecta, Hemiptera, Aphididae. The coding region runs from base 382 to 1428 and encodes 348 amino acids. The record is from RefSeq and is a predicted model, not a curated record. The transcript is spliced from 6 exons.
ACCGCCGCCACCGGCGGCAGCAGUUCUUUGCUGACACGUCUCCGGCGCUGUCUGCAAACUACAUCUCAUCGCUGCAUCGUCGCCGCCGCCAUCGUUUAUAGCAGCUUUGUUUGAUUAUUGUCAAAUCAUUAUAUUAUUAUUAUAUAUAAUUCGUCUAUCCGUCUUUUCAUCGGUCAUCGGGCCAGGACUGCUGGAGAGUUGUUCCUCGGUCAUUUUGAUAACAAGAUCAUUGAUUGGCUAUCAUAAUCUCCGUUGUAUUAUAACUUACAUUUAAACUUUAUAUUGUACAUUCACAUCGAAUUAUCCGUGCCAGUAUAACAUCCCGUUGACGACGCGGACGUCGCAGCGGUGGCAAUCACCACGACGAGCCGACGACAUGAGAUGCAGUUGGCCGCCAGACGGAUCCGAUGGAUGUGUUUGUUGUGCGCGUGCGCACUGGCCGAUCAACGAGUCAACACCGCAAACAACGACACUGCACAAACAGGGUUGGGAGAACAGUGUUUCCAAGACGACACGUGUCAGUUGCACGACAAGCACGCGGUGUGCGCACAGGUGGACCACAACGCAAUAUGCAGGUGCAAACAGGGCUACCACAUCGUCACCGUUUCCAGGCCUACCAAUGCCAGGAGCAGUUUUUGCGCCCAAGACGAUUCGGACGGCAAAACUGGUGGUUCGUCGCUGCUCGGCGUCGUGGUCGGCCUGCUAGUGUUCUCGGCGCUCAUCUGUUUCGGGCUGCGCCUGUCCACGGCCUCCAGACCCCGGCAUUUCCCGACCACCAACUUAUAUCCGAACAAGCUGCUGUGUUCACGUCAAACUAAAGCAUCUUCGAGCAAACAUUACGGCACCUCAGAUUCUGCGACAGCCAACGGACAACAAGAAGACGAGAGUAGUGCCGGUCAAUCGGAAGCCAAAGACGACGAUACGAGCAGGGUAGGAGCUGCCAGAGCAGCUGCUUUCAUAUUGAUCUCUUGCCGACCAUCCACGUCGGAGUCAACGACGGCCUCACCGAGCAGGGCAAAAAGGGCAAAAAAAUUGGGUUAUGGUCGUACCGGUAGUGAUCCAGCUGUGCACAGCACAUCUUCAGUGAAAACAUACAACUUGAAAUGGUAUCAAAGGGACCAGCAGAGAAGGCAUUCGACAAAGAACAGGGAAGCAAAAGGCACUCCACCUAGUCAUUGUUCGACCGAACAACUAAUACAAAAUAGUUCGAAAGAUGAAUGCUCCAGAAACAGUCAAACCACGUUGAACUCUAAAGAUAAGUCGAAAGCAUCGUCGGUGAGCCGCAUCGAACAUAGAGCGCUGGUCCAUCAUUCGGCCGCGGCGAUUAGCGGCGGCAGCGGAAAUUGCACGGAACCCAUGGUCACAGUUGAGCUAUCGGAACAACCGCUACAACGUCCGGAAGGAAUUAUUGCACAGGGCACACGAUGAAACGUAUAGGUAGCACGUGCGAGUAUGAUAAGAAAUGUUUAUGAAACGAUAAUAUAAUUAUUAUCGUAUUAUAUAUAGUGUUUAAUUCAAUGAUUUAAAUCCACGUACAAUGGUUAAGUGAUAUAAAUUAUCUAUUAUAAUAAUUUAAUGAAAUAUAAUAUGCUUUGCUCGUGGAUAGACCGUAAGGCGGCCUUAAAGACUAGUGGAUGCAGGAUGGGACUGGUUUAUAAGAGGAUAUUCGCACUGCCUGAGAUUUUUUUAUAGCCGAUAUAGAUGCAAAUAAUAGAAAGAUCCUAUUUGAGUAUACCACCCCUGAAAACAACUUCCUUGAUUAUUUUUAUUAGUUACGGUCGUUGUGCACUUUUAAUAUUACAUUAUUACAACGUAUUAAUUAUACCUCAAUAAUACGCAUGUUUGCAUUUUAAAUCCACGUUUAAUUAUUACAAAAUGUUUAUUUCGUCACGAUGUAUGCGAUCGGUGGUAAAAAGAAGUGGUGUAAGGGUGGUUGUAUUUAAAUUUUAUAUACAUAUACCUAUCGAUUUCACGUGGGCAUAUUUUUAUCGUUUUUUGUCAUACGCCCUUCGAUAGCAACACUAUAUAUAUAGUGUGUAUCUGAAGGAGUCGAUAAUUUUAAUUGAAUUGCGUUUAAAUAAUAUGUCUUAUGUUCCGAAAUACACUCUGUAUACGUUGUAGACGUAUACGUAGGCUAAAAUACGUGACGCUAUCUGCAAAACACAGUCACCUAAUGUAGUGAAUAAUGAGAUAUAUAGGUGUAUUGUCCAUUUUAAAUCACUCGUGACGAUCAACCAUGAAAGCCGUACCGGGUAGUUAAAUACAAUUUUUCAAAACUCAUAUUUCCGCGAUAUUCCUUACAUGAGGAACAAUAUUUUUAUAUAAUUUCUAGAUAAGUGUUUUAUACAAAUAAACAAUAUGUUUGAACGUAUGGGUAUGGAUUAUAUUAACUAUAUAGAUACUACACGUAUCUGAUAUUGUUAAUAAUGUUAAUAUAAUUAUGAUUAUUGUUACCUAUGUAUAUUAUAAUAUAUAUAUACAAAAUUUGUAACGUGUGCGUGUCGGUGUUGACGUUGAGCCUAUUCAUUAUUAUUAAUCUAUGAAUGUAUUAUUAUUGUUAUUAUGUUAUACUACCUAUAUAGUGAGUAAGAAAAAUAAUAGACAUAAUUUAUAGUUAAUAUGAAAUAAUUUAGUGAGUGUGAAAACGUGUGCGCACGAAUAACUAAUAUACCUACUAUAACUAAUACAUAUUAUAGGAUUUCGUUUUACAAAUAUUAAAAAACAGCCAAAGUAAAACGAUUAUUAAAAAACUAUCACAGGCAUUAUGAUUAUAUAUUAUAUAAUACAUAACGAUUUACUUGUAAUAAUUUAUUCAUUCGAUGAAACUGCAAUUUCGGAUUAAAGUUUUGGAAAAAAUAAAAAUAAAUUAUUUUUAUUUUUUAAUUCAAUUAUGAUAAUCUCAGUUCAAAUAUACAUUUAAAGAUUAUAUACUAUUUUAAUAAUGAUACAUAUAUGGGUACAAUAUAAUAU